This is a messenger RNA of Hevea brasiliensis (rubber tree), 3856 nucleotides long. RefSeq names its product histone-lysine N-methyltransferase ATX4. Lineage: Eukaryota; Viridiplantae; Streptophyta; Magnoliopsida; Malpighiales; Euphorbiaceae. The record is from RefSeq and is a predicted model, not a curated record. Gene Ontology annotation, biological process: regulation of transcription by RNA polymerase II. Gene Ontology annotation, molecular function: protein binding.
UUUUGCUAGCAGCAAGCCGCAUUGCAAUUUGUUAUUUUCGCUUUACUCUGUGAAGUGAAGCUGUUAGAGAGAGAAAGCGCUCUCCGUUGAAUUAGAUCUCUGUUCCUUACUUUGCUGGUUGCUAGACCUCUGCAAUUUCCACAUUUUUCUGUUAAAUUUUCUGUGUUUUGUUUUAUGGGAAUUCUCUCUCUCUGAGAUUAGAUAGUCUCUGCUACUUUUUUCUAGUCUCUUUUCUCUCUCUUUGUUCUUUGGGCCCAACAAAUCCUCUAUGUUAUAUCCUUCUGAUUUUUAUGUGCUUCAAGAUUGCCUUUUGCUACUAGGGUUUACGGGUGCCUUAGGAAUUCAUGAUUUUUACGUGAAAUUAAGUGGGAUUCUUAAGAUAAAUUUGGAUUACGAGUUGCUAAAUUUUAUUCAUCAGGUGUUUUUUUUUUAGCUUCACUUUUUCAUUUUUCUUUUCCCUUCUCUUUCUGUCUCUCUACAAUGAUAAUCAAGCGCAACUUGAAAUCACAAAUGCCGAGUCUUAAACGCCGCAAGCUUGGCGACUCGGCAGGUCAAGACGACGAUAGCGCAGCUUCGACUCGGAAGAAACGGAAACUAAACGGCUAUUAUCCUCUCAAUCUUCUUGGUGAGGUGUCCACACGCAUAAUUCCGGUUGCCCUUCGUGGGAUUCUCGGCUCCUCCAACAUGGAUUCCAACAAGGGAUUUGCUGCUUCUUGGUGCACUUGCUCCCCUCCAGGUGAAGUGGAGUCGGAGCCUAAAUCCAAAGCUCGAGAUUCAACAAGAGCAAAUAAUCGGACAGUGGAGGUCUCACGUCCCCCACUUGUGCGGACAACAAGAGGGCGGGUUCAGGUACUUCCUUCACGGUUUAACGAUUCAGUUAUUGACAAUUGGAGAAAAGAGAGUAAGAUUAGCUUGCGUGAUUAUAGUUUGGAUGGCGAUAUUCAAAGUGAUAACCAAACGACAAGGAGGGAUAAAGAUAGAGAUAAAUUCAGUUUCCGAACACCAAAAACAUGUUCUAGCAAUGUGAAGAAACAGAGAACCGAGGAGAGAAUUGGAUAUACGUCUCGUAAAUAUGCAACUUUGUGUGAGGAAGAAUAUGGAGGACAAUUGGGGUUUAAGAAGAACUUGAGUUCACGCAGUAUGCUCACUUCACUACAUGAGCAAUUGAUGGAAGAUGAGAAGUGUGCAGUUGUGGACUUAAGCAGCUUGGAGAGGCCAGAAAGGAAAGAUGGGUUGUAUGGACCCGAGGAUUUCUAUUCAGGUGAUAUCGUGUGGGCAAAGUCGGGGAAGGGACCAUUUUGGUCAGCCAUCGUGAUUGAUCCAAUGAAGCAGGCGCCAGAGCUGGUUUUGAGGUCCUGCAUACCUGAUGCAGCUUGUGUCAUGUUUUUUGGUAACUCUGGGCAUGAAAAUCAAAGGGAUUAUGCUUGGCUUAGACGGGGGAUGAUCUUUCCAUUUACAGAUUUUGUAGACUGGUUCCAGGAGCAGUCUGAAUUGAUGGACCGUAAGCCUGGUGAUUUCCAGAUGGCAAUUGAGGAAGCAUUUCUGGUAGAACAGUGGUUUACUGAGAUUGAAACUGUUUUCAGAUGGCUUCAAGGAGCUACUGGUUCCAACCAAUACCAGGACUGUCACUCUCCAAGGCAGGAUAUGUCUGGAAAUGAUAAAAGCAUGCGACCUUGUGAAGGUUGCGGCAUGAACCUUCCUCUUAAAUUGUCAAAGAAAAUGAAGGCUUUGACUCCUGGAGGCCAAUUCUUAUGCAAAAAAUGUGCUCGGUUAACAAAAUCAAAACAUUAUUGUGACAUAUGCAAGAAGAUUUGGAAUCAUUCAGACAAUGGGAGCUGGGUGCGCUGUGAUAGUUGUAAGGUUUGGGUCCAUGCUAAGUGUGACAAAAUUUCCAACAACAGUUUUAAUGAUCUGGGGGCCACUAAUUAUUACUGCCCUGCUUGCAAAGCAAAAUUCAAUUCUGAAUUGUCUGAUUCAGAGAAAGGGCAGCCAAAAUCGAAAAGUAAUGGUCAACCAACACUGCCCAACAAAGUUUCUGUUUUCUGCUCAGGAGUAGAAGGAAUAUAUUUCCCUAGCCUUCACCUGGUUGUGUGUAAAUGUGGGUCUUGUGGGCCAGAAAAGCAAGCACUUAGUGAAUGGGAACGCCAUAAAGGUUCCAAAAUUAAAAAUUGGAGGGCCAGUAUUAGGGUGAAAGGUUCCAUGCUGCCACUAGAACAAUGGAUGAUGCAGUUAGCAGAAUAUCAUGCAUGUGCUGUUUCUACCAGACCUCCAAAGCGACCUUCCAUUAAAGAUUGGAAGCAGAAGUUGCUAGCAUUUUUGCGAGAGAAAUAUGAACCUGUUUAUGCAAAGUGGACAACAGAGCGUUGUGCUGUAUGUAGAUGGGUUGAAGAUUUGGACUACAACAAAAUUAUUAUCUGCAACAGGUGUCAGAUAGCCGUUCAUUAAGAAUGCUAUGGAGCAAGGAAUGUUCAGGACUUUGCUUCAUGGGUUUGCAAGGCAUGUGAAACACCUGAUGUUAAGCGGGAGUGUUGCCUUUGUCUGGUAAAAGGUGGUGCUCUAAAGCCAACUGAUGUUGAAACACCAUGGGUUCAUGUUACAUGUGCUUGGUUUCAACCUGAAGUCUCCUUUGCAAGUGAUGAAAAGAUGGAACCCGCUCUAGGGAUCUUAUGUAUCCCUACGAAUUCUUUUGCAAAGAUUUGUGUCAUAUGUAAGCAAAUUCAUGGUUUUUGCACUCAAUGUUGCAAGUGUUCCACUUAUUACCAUGCAAUGUGUGCUUCAAGGGCAGCGUAUCACAUGGAGUUGCAUUGCUUUGAGAAAAAUGGGAGACAAACUAAUAUGGUUUCAUAUUGUGCAUAUUACAGGGCUCCAAAUCCAGAUACAGUUUUGAUUAUUCGGACUCCACUAGUUGUGUUUUCUGCCAAAAGCCUUUUUCAAAGUAAGAAGAGGGCUAGUACAAGGUUAAUUUCAUCCAACAGAGCAAAACUUGAAGAGUUGUCAACAGAAGAAACUACUAAGGUUGAGGCACUCUCUGCUGCAAGGUGUCGGGUCUUUAAAAGAGUGAACAACAAUAAGAAGAGAACAGAAGAGGAAGCCAUUUGCCACCAAUUGACUGGACCUUGUCAUCAUCCGUUAGGCGUAAUACGGAGUUUGAAUGCAUUCAGAGUAGUUGCGGAGCCUAAAAGUUUUUCUUCUUUCAGAGAAAGGCUUUACCACUUGCAGAGAACUGAAAAUGAUCGAGUUUGCUUUGGUAGAUCAGGGAUACAUGGAUGGGGCCUUUUUGCACGAAGAGGCAUUCAAGAAGGAGAAAUGGUCCUUGAAUAUCGCGGUCAACAGGUGAGACGCAGCAUUGCAGAUCUUAGGGAGGCACACUAUCGGUUAGAAGGCAAAGACUGCUAUCUUUUCAAGAUAAGUGAAGAGGUAGUGGUAGAUGCCACUGACAAAGGAAACUUAGCACGCCUAAUAAACCACUCAUGUAUGCCGAAUUGCUAUGCAAGGAUAACGAGUGUGGGUGAUGAUGAAAGCAGAAUUGUCCUUAUCGCUAAGACAAAUGUAUCUGCUGGUGAUGAGCUGACGUAUAAUUACUCGUUUGAUCCUAAUGAGCCUGAUGAAUUCAAAGUUCCUUGUUUAUGUGAAGCUCCGAAUUGCUGGAAAUUCAUGAAUUAGGUUUUAUACUCACAGCAGAGUCAUUGUUUCUCCGCAAGAAGCACUAACCCAAUCCCAUGCCCACGGGAUCUCAAUCAUACAAAAACCUUUUUUUGAGUCUUUGAGCUUAGUGUUCUGGUUCAGACAUUUGUGUAUAUCAGUUGACUCACCUUCAUUCGCCUAUAAUUAAAAGCUAACCCAUUUUCAUUGCUAA